This is a messenger RNA of Paramecium sonneborni, 1260 nucleotides long. Lineage: Eukaryota; Ciliophora; Oligohymenophorea; Peniculida; Parameciidae. The record is from the annotation of a GenBank genome assembly.
AUGUUUAGAAUAUCUAAUGUUACGACUAUUAUACUAAUUGUAACUAUUCUGAUAAGUUAAACCUCAACGCAAACUUUGGAUGAAAUUAAAGAUAAAAUCGUUAAUAAUUGGAAAAGUAUUGCUUUAGAAUUGAUCCCACAAUAACAAGGAGAUUAAGUUUACCCAGAAUAUCAAAGAAGAUCUUGGAAUUUUACAACGUCAACUGAAUUCUCAACAUUGAUUGAAAACUUUGAAGAUAAAUCAGGUUAAAAUAGAAGAUUGACAAUCUAAGGAUAAGGAGAAAUUACAUACUAAGGUGCUAGUGAUGUAAUUUCAGGGGGAUAUUUAUGCUAAUUUAAUUUUAGUAAAUCAGCUAUCGUUACUCUUCACACAGAUUAAUUUGUAACUGCCUUCAAUACAGCAUAACAAGGAUAAGAUGGUAUAACUUGGGUCAAGGAUAAACCUGAAGAUAUUACUAAAAAAGGUGUUCCAGCUUUGUAAAAGCAAGCAAAUCAAUUUUUUAUAGCUUAUGAUCUUAUAUAUAUAAGAGAUGAUUUUUUAUAUAUGGGAGAAGUGGAUGUAUUUGGUACAGAAGCAAGCUUAGAAAACCCUCCAAAAGGAUUGUGUGCUCCUCUUAUUCCAUUCUCUGAUGAUGAUACUCCAUAUACAAAAGAGGAAGUGAUGAAUAAUGUCAUUAAUGGUGUUUGGUCAAGCCUAACAAAAGAAGUAAGGCCAGGCUUUAAUAAUGAAGGAAAACUUAUUACUACAUUUUAAACUAGAAAAAUAUCAUUUCUUUCAGCUGAAGGUUUUUCAUUAGUAUUAACAAGUUAUCCUGGGCCUGGUUAAACAUCAGCCUUUUUAGAAACAGAGGUAGUUGGUAUUUAUGAAUGGCAAGAAGAAGCUUCUUCAGUUGUUUAAGGAGCAUUUUUUGCUAAAUUUACAAUGACUUAAAUGUAUUUGACACCCAUGAGUGAUGAAAUGGCUGCUAGUUUAAAUUAAGGUUUACCUGUUGGAAUGGAUCCCUUUAAAAAUGGCUAGAAGGCAAAUUUGACAGGAAAAAAUUUACCAGCCUUUGGAAUGUCUAGUGAUUCUCCAUCUUAUGAAGAUGAUUUGGUUUAUUUAAAAUAAAAUCGCUUAUUUUUAUAAGCGAGACCAGUAGAUGGAGGAAUGCUUUCCUCUAUAGAAAGAAGAACAUAUAGUCUUUAGAGAGAUUUAAUAAAUCCAGAAUUAAGCUUCCAAGAUCUUCUACUGUUAAAUUUCAUAGUCUUGUUGAUAUUUUGA